ACGAGACGAGAGCAAUAUUUGUGUGGUGACUGCCGAGCUGAGGCGUGUCUCUCUCGUCUGGACCUUCACGUAAGUUCCUGAAGCUUCGAGUCCUUUCCAAACAGAUCGGUUCUGUUUAUAAUAUAUGUAACCCGCCAUUGCUCUACCAUUCUCUACUUUCUUCCUCUUUGCAGAAUCAAUAAUCACUCUUCUAUACAUUAGGGCUUUUUUUUUCUCCUUUUUUUCCCCCUCUUUCUCCAAUCUGAAAAAAUGGCACAAGAAGGACCCAAUUGGGAUGGAUUGCUCAAGUGGAGCCUCGCUCACUCUGAUGGCACUCGUCCUCCUCCAAAUUUAAGUGAGGAGGACCGAAGAUGGUUCAUGGAAGCUAUGCAAGCACAAACUGUGGAUGUUAUUAAGAGGAUGAAAGAUAUAACUCUUGUUAUGCAAACUCCUGAGCAAGUCCUGGAGUCACAAGGAGUUACUGCUGCAGAUAUUGAAGAUAUGUUGGAUGAGCUGCAGGAGCACGUUGAGGCAAUUGACAUGGCUAAUGAUCUUCACUCAAUUGGUGGUUUGGUUCCUCUCCUUGGUUACCUUAAGAACUCCCAUGCUAACAUUCGAGCAAAGGCUGCAGACGUUGUGACCACAAUUGUUCAGAACAACCCUAGGAGUCAACAACUGGUAAUGGAUGCAAAUGGCUUGGAACCUCUGCUUUCUAAUUUCACUUCAGAUCCUGAUGUUACUGCUCGAACCAAAGCACUUGGAGCAAUAUCCUCUUUAAUCAGGCAUAACAAGCCAGGAAUUGCUGCGUUUCGUCUUGCAAAUGGUUAUGCUGGUCUGAGAGAUGCUUUGAGUUCUGAGAAUGUGAGAUUUCAAAGGAAAGCCCUUAACUUAAUCCAUUACUUACUGCACGAAAACUGGUCAGAUUGCUACGUAGUAACUGAACUAGGAUUUCCUCGCAUUAUGAUGCACCUUGCCUCGAGUGAAGAUGCGGAGGUACGAGAAGCUGCACUUCGGGGGCUUCUUGAGCUUGCUCGGGACAGGCCUGGUGGGACAACAAACGGUAGUAGUUUGGGUGAUGAAGAUGAGAAACUGAAGCAAAUUCUUCAAGAACGGAUUACUGGUAUCAGCUUGAUGUCGCCGGAGGAUCUUGGAGCCGCUAAGGAGGAGAGGCAGCUUGUGGACUCCCUUUGGAAUGCGUGCUAUAAAGAGCCAUCUUCUCUUCGAGAGAAGGGGCUUCUUGUUCUUCCUGGGGAAGAUGCACUGCCACCAGAUGUUGCCAGCCAGCAUUUUGAACCUCCUCUAAGAGCAUGGGCUGCUAACCGAACAGUUGAUUCAAAUCCCAGUACUGAAAAGAAAGAAACCCCUACGCCUUUGUUGCUGGGUCCUGGUUCAUCGGUGAAUACUUGUGUCCAAAGUAGCUCAAAUGCAGAUGCUGAUGCAGGUGAGAAUCACAGCAGCGACGCAGGGCAGUAAUGUAGUUGAGGGAGUUCAUAGGUUUAGUCGAAAGUGUUUUCAUGGGAUAUCUUGUUUAUCUCUUAGUGUGACUAAUAUGAAUCCUUUUUUGCUCUAUUUCGCCCCGUUAGCCUCUUUCUCUGUGUUAAAAUUAGCACUCUUGUUGUUGCUGGUUUGUAUACAUUAGCAGUAUCUAAGAGGUUUGUUCGAUGCUUUUGUACUUCUCAUUACUCCAAAUCCGUCACAAGAAAGGAUAGAAGAAGUUCAUGAAAUACUUUUAUGUUCUCCAUGAUGCUAAUUAUACAAGAAGACUUUCAUUGAGUUUAA
Molecule: messenger RNA, 1758 nt
Organism: Camellia sinensis
Lineage: Eukaryota; Viridiplantae; Streptophyta; Magnoliopsida; Ericales; Theaceae
Cellular component (GO): endoplasmic reticulum
Molecular function (GO): adenyl-nucleotide exchange factor activity; protein binding
Source: RefSeq, a predicted model, not a curated record